GGGAUACAAGACGAGUAAUGGCACCUGGGACGUAGUCAAGGCAAUGAGGAACUAUGGGAUACCCCAGGAUGUACAGUGGAAUGACAUUGAUUACAUGAAUGGUUCGCGGGAUUUCACCUUUGACCCUGAGCGAUUUUCCACUCUCCCAGAAAUGGUGAAGGACCUGCAUAAAAAAGGGCAACGCUAUGUCAUGAUCCUGGACCCUGGUAUCAGUAGCACCCAGCCCCCAGAAUCCUACUGGCCUUACGAUGAAGGACUGAGGCGGGGAGUCUUUAUCAAUGACUCGGAUGGGAACACGUUAAUUGGGAAGGUUUGGCCAGGGCUUACAGCUUUCCCUGACUUCUCGAACCCAGAUACACACCAGUGGUGGUACGAAAAUCUCCAGAAGUUCUACACCCAAGUCCCUUUCGAUGGGCUUUGGAUUGAUAUGAAUGAGCCAUCAAACUUCUUUGAUGGAUCACUUAACGGCUGCCCCUCUAAUGAUUUGGAAAACCCACCUUACACCCCUGGGAUUCUUGGAGGUACACUCCGGGCAAAGACGGUCUGUGCCUCUGCCGUUCAGAAGUUGUCAGUCCAUUAUAACUUGCACAGCUUAUACGGUUUGAUGGAGGCUAUGGCUUCUGCCAGCGCCUUGAGGAAGAUCGUGGGGAAGCGCCCCUUUGUGAUCUCGCGCUCCACGUUCCCCAGUCAGGGGCGAUACUCCGGACACUGGCUGGGGGACAACGGGAGCAAGUGGAAGGACCUGUCCAUGUCCAUCCCAGGCAUCCUGAAUUUUAAUCUUCUGGGCAUCCCCCUGGUUGGCGCGGACAUCUGUGGGUUCAGCGGCAGUACGACAGAAGAGCUGUGUGUUCGCUGGAUGCAGCUGGGGGCGUUCUACCCCUUCUCCCGCAACCACAACUCCAUCGACCAGCAGCCUCAGGACCCAGCGUCCUUCAGUCCCCUGGCCCGGACCGCAAUGAAGGAGGCCCUGCUGCUGCGCUACAGCCUGUUCCCCUUCCUCUACACCCUGUUUCAUCGUGCCCACGUCGAGGGCUGGACGGUGGCGCGCGCUCUUCUGUUCGAGUUUCCUGAUGAUGUGAAGACCUAUGCCAUUGACAGACAAUUCCUGUGGGGACGAAGCCUCCUUGUGACCCCAGUGUUAGAUCCUGGAGUUGAUUAUGUUGUUGGAUAUUUUCCCAAAGGGCUGUGGUACGAUUACUACACGGGCGACUCGUUAAGAAGCGCUGGGGAAGAGGUGAAGCUACAGGCCCCCUUGGACAAAAUAAAUCUUCACGUCCGAGAGGGCUCUGUGAUACCCACUCAGACCCCCAAUACCACACUGUGGAUCAGUACUGGCAACCCUCUCCACCUGGUUGUAGCUCUGUCGGACGACAGCACAGCCGAAGGAGACCUCUUCUGGGAUGAUGGAGAGAGCAUCGACACCUACGAGACGGACCAGUAUGCUUACAUCGUCUUCAGUGCCUCACAGAAUAUGUUCACUUCCAAAGUGCUUCAUGAGAAUAUAGAGGCGACCUACAUUACAGUGGAAACGGUGUCGUUCUUUGGAGUCAAACAGAUGCCAUCAAAUGUUACUGUGAAUUCAAAAGAAACUCCAUUCACCUACAAAACCAACCAGGUUUUAACCGUGAGUAACCUGGUUCUCAAUCUGGGCCAAGAGUUUACAAUCAGCUGGAUCUAAACCAUUAAGACCCACGAGGGAUGUCUGCUCUCGUCUGUUCAUGACACUGGAUCUUUUGCUGCUACUUUUUGUGAUUUUUUUCUGAUUAUGGCUUUUUAUUUUAAAAAGGCUGACAAGUGUAAGGAUUGUUUACUUAGCAAAUGUAUCUUAUCAUACAGAAAAUGAAACCGUAAGCACUAGUAUUUAGCAGUGGGAAUAUUUUAAUAAAAAUUCUAUCCUUAGAGUCUCAGGGGAUAGCACAUGGUAUCAUAGGGCAGCAGGUCUGUUUAUGUGGUAAAAAUAGAUACAUUGAUUAAAAUGAUUUCAAGUGUUACGUUUUCCAUUCAAUAGCACCAUUUAGGUUCCUAUUUUGACAUUCACUUUCUUUUCGGAGAAUUUUUAAUUGCACUAAAACACCCGUCUGAUGGUUUAACAAUUCAUUUUCAAUUGAAUGUAAAAAUGGUCAGUAUUUUCAGGACCUUGAGUGUUGCUUGAGUAAGCCUUUUCUUUAAUUCGGAGAGGAUUGCUGUUAGAGUUUGAAAACAAAAAUGGUACCAGAGAUCACAGGAGCUAUAUUUUCUGUACAUUAGACCUUAGAUUAUGGUAACUGCAUAGUGCCUUGAAGUCAUCCAAGUGUUAAAGCUAAUCUAAAUCAGAUUAUAUAUCUAGGUAUUGUUGAUUUCUAGAUGCAAACUAAGAAAUUGCAUUUAAUAGCGCCAUUUCAGUCUCAAUUUUUGCAAUAUAUUUUAAUUGUGCAAGAUUUAAAGUGUUCCCAAAAUGAGUCUAAUAUGAUUUAUUAAUAAAAUGUUGUUUAUUUAAAGACGAUGUAUGAAGAGCACAACUGCUUGAUUAUGUGGUUUCAAUAACUUCCAGAUUUCUUUGAAUCAAUCCGGCAAGACAAUGCUAAGAAAAAGCCAUUUUAUUUUUAUAUGUAAAAGUCUAAAAUAAAUGUAUUGCAAAUAAAUUGUCAUUCUUAAUUCGUUUUAAUGGGCCAAUGAGCAUAGAUAUGAAAUACAACUAAAAAGCUUUAUGCAGUGUGGGGAACUUUUAGUGUCAAAGCAAAUAAUUACCAAUGUAACCCUUUUCCCUGUUGUCAAAUAACUCUUCUUUUGUGCUCCUGUACAAUCUUGGAUGAAAGUUGUUUUGAGAGAUGUAGAUGGAUAAAUAAUAUUACACUGCAGCAAAUGUUUGGUUAAUGCAGCAUGUCCUGAUAGUUAUUUAAUAAUUCUGUGGUGGAAUUUGUUUCUUCUUUUUUGAGUUUUAUAAAAUGUCUGGGGCUGCAUGGUGGCGCAGCGCCGGGGCCCCGGGUUCAGUUCCAGACCUGGGGUUCUGUCUGCGUGGAGUUUGCAUGUUCUCCACGUGCUGGUGUGGGUGCUCCAGGCUCCUCUCGUGGUCAAGUAUGAGACUGCCUUGCACCCGUAGCCUGCCAGGAUAGGCUGUGGCUCCCCUGCAACCCUGGAUUAGGAAAGCAGUUGGAUGGACGGGUUAAAAUAUCUCCAUCUAGCAUGAUGAGCACCAUCCUGUGAAAAGAUAACUGAUCUGAAUUUACAGCAUCAGUGAAAUGAAGGUUCGUUGAAGAACUUUGCUCAGCUAAGUGUUAGGAGUACCUUUAUUAGGGAUGAGCCUUAUAUUAACCCUUCAUGCUGCACAGUGGCCUGCAAAUAUCUUUAUCUGCUGUAAAAAUCACAGUUCUUCCCCUUGAUUCUUUUCUUGAAUCAAUGCAGAUGAAUGAGAACUUUUGUAUUUAUAUUUAAAUAAAGGUUUGCUUUGUUAAACAUUGAUUUGAGCGGUUUAAGUAAUGCUAAAGCUUAUGUACAUUUAUUGGAUCUUUACAAAAUAAAAUCCAUAGUUUGCCAA
This is a messenger RNA of Lepisosteus oculatus (spotted gar), 3514 nucleotides long. The record is from RefSeq and is a predicted model, not a curated record. NCBI's taxonomy places the organism in Eukaryota, Metazoa, Chordata, Actinopteri, Semionotiformes, Lepisosteidae.